AGUUUUCUAGUAGAAGGUUGAUUAGGAAAACUACUUCUGAGCUAAUGCAAGUUAAAUAGAGGGAUGAAGAAUCUCUGAAGAACUAUAUGAGCAGGUUCAAUGAUGCAGUUUUAAAGGUUAGUUCCUUUGAUCAAGCUGUGGAAAUUGCAGCUGUAAUCUCCGGUCUCAAGCAUGACAGGUUCAGAGACAGUUUGAUCAAACAUGCUGCCACCACCUUUAGCGAGGUGAACGAUAGGUCUCUGAAAUUUAUAACUGCUGAGGAGUACGCCCUGGUGCAAAACCCACCUCCCACUAAGAACCAGCACCCAGAUUGGAGAGAUGACAAUCCGAGCAGGAAAAGGAUGAGGAUGGCGCAAAACCGAGAUCACGGACAUACUACAGAGCAGUGCAACAGCUUAAAGUCCGAACUGGAAAGGUUAGCUAUGAAAGGAAUGCUAAAUGAGUAUGUUCAGAGAGCUAAACAGCCAAGGUUUAUCAGAGAACAGAGGCCACAGCCCCAAGGAGUCCGCAAUCCCCCAAAUAGGCAAGGUGUGGGAUAUCAGCAAGCCCCACCUCCGCUCCCACCACCAGCCAGAAUCAUACACAUGAUUACGGGAGGCCUUGAAGCAGGUGGACUGAGCUCUAAGCAGCGAAAGCUGUAUAAAUAUGAUGGUCCUAUCUAUGGCUUCAACAACCAGCUUGUUCCGGUAGAAGGAGUUCUUACCCUCCAUGUGGCUUUUGGGAGUGGCAGGACCUAUGUGACUCCUUCAGUCCGAUUCCUUUCUCACCUCUGUAUGAAGUUUCCAACUCCUACGGGAAUAGCAACACUGCGAGGAAACCAGGAGGUGGCUAGAUAUUGUUAUAUCACCUCCGUAACACAACCUAUGAAGGGCAAAGAUCCAACACCCGAGGCCAUUCCCCAACCAAUUUCUGAUAAUCAGCAAGUUAUGGGCGUUGAGAUUGUCGAUAAUCGCCCGGAAGAUGAAACCAGAGCUGCUCCGGUCGAAGAUGUUGAAGAGGUGCUCAUUGAUAACAGAGAUCCGAGCCGAAAGACGCAGAUUGGAACUAGAUUGAACCCAGAGGAACGAGCAGAGUUAAUAGCCUUUCUCCGAGCUAAUAAUGAUGUAUUCGCGUGGACUUCGGCUGAUAUGCCAGGAAUUCCGAAAUCAGUUAUUAAAGAAAAGGUAGAGAAACUUCUACAAGCUGGUUUCAUCAGGAAAGUUGAUUACUGCGAAUGGGUGGCUAACCCAGUCUUGGUGAAGAGGGCAAACGGUAAAUGGCGAAUGUGCAUUGAUUACACAAAUCUUAACCAAGCCUGCCCCAAGGAUUGCUAUCCAAUGCCGAGCAUUGACAAGUUAGUUGAAGCGGCUUCAGGCAAUGAGAGGUUAAGCCUCUUGGAUGCAUAUUCUGGGUAUCACCAGGUGCCGAUGGCUCCCGAAGACGAAGAGAAAACCUCGUUCUAUGCUGGCGAUGAAAUCUAUUGCUAUGUCAUGAUGCCGUUUGGCUUAAAGAACGCUGGUGCUACUUAUCAGAAAAUGGUGACCAUCGUCUUCCGAGCUCAGAUUGGCAAGAAUCUGGAGGUGUAUGUCGAUGACAUCGUAGUAAAGAGCCGGAAAGCAGAAGACCAUCUAGUUGAUCUCGACGAAACCUUCAACAACCUCAGAAAGAACAGGAUGCAGUUGAACCCAGCCAAAUGCAUCUUCGGAGUGGAGUCCGGAAAGUUUCUAGGUUUCAUGGUGUCUCGAAAAGGGAUUGAGGUCAAUCCAGAGAAGAUCAGAGCCAUUGCCGAUAUGGAACCGCCGAAAUCAGUAAAAGAUAUACAGAGAUUGACUGGAAGAGUGGCAGCUCUUCAUCGAUUCAUAUCGAAGUCAGCAGAUAAGUGCCUGCCAUUCUUCAAGAUUAUGAGGUCGGCCGCCCAGAAGGAUGAAUCAGGAAAACAGAAGAAAUUUGAAUGGAGUCAGGAGUGCCAAACUGCAUUCGACGAGCUGAAGUCUUAUCUUAGUUUGCCACCUCUACUGACUAAGGCUAUCGAUGGGGAAAUUCUUUAUUUGUAUCUGGGAAUUUCAGAUGAAGCCAUUAGUUCGGUUCUGGUAAGAGAAGAAACCAAGCAGCAUAAACCAAUCUACUAUAUCAGCAGUGUACUGCACGGGGCAGAGCUGAGGUAUCCCAUAGCUGAGAAAGCAACAUUAGCAGUUGUCACUUCUGCCAGGAAGUUGAGGCCAUAUUUCCAGUCAUACCCAAUUAUCGUUCUCACAGAUCAACCUCUCCGGCAGAUUCUGCAGAAACCAGAAUGCUCUGGAAGAUUAAUUAAGUGGGCAGUGGAAUUGGGGGAGUUCGAACUAACGUUUCAGCAGAGAUCGGCAAUCCGAGCUCAAGCACUAGCAGAUUUCAUUGUCGAAUGCACCCCAUGUCCUUCAACCUCUAAUCCAGAGCCCAACGACUGGACCUUAUAUGUUGACGGGGCAUCUAGCAGCAAAGGUUCUGGAGCGGGCGCUCUCUUAAUCGGCCCAGAGGGUUAUCGAAGUGAACAUGCUUUGAAAUUCAACUUUGAUGCAACAAAUAACAUGGCUGAAUAUGAAGCUCUGCUACUUGGCCUACAGCUAGCAUUAGAGUUAAAAUCAGCAAUCAGUGUUUUGAAACUCGGACCGGACCGGUUGGUCGAACCGGUCGAACCGUCACCCGGUCAUGAAAACGGACCGAAUGCAUACCCAGACCCGGUGAGGCGAUCCAACCGCCCAAACCCGCCAGAACCGCCAGAACCACCAGACUCGUUCUCCUUCUCCAAUUCUUUCUUCGAUUCCAAACAAAUUGCAAAGAAGAAACCCGAAACAAUGAUUCCUUAUCUCUUCCAUCCAGAUUCGGAAUCACACUUCUUCUGUUCUUCAUCAGAUCUUCAUCUUGUCACCAUCGCCAAGGUCGUUCUCUCUCUGGAUCCUCUUCGACCUGAAAAUUUUUCUUCUCCGGUUCUCUUCAGAUUUUCCUCUUUCUCCCGAAGUCGUUCUCUCUCUGGAUCCUCUUCGACGGUUCGACCUGAAAUCUUUCUUCUCCGGUUCCCUUCAGGGCCAAACACAGAUGCAGCAUGGGAGCAUUGUGUUGAAGUUGUAGAAGGCACAAAAAAAUCAAUUAAAUGUCUGCACUGCCAAAAGGCAUUUAGAGGAGGAGGCAUUAACAGAAUAAAACAACACCUUGCUGGAAAGGGAGGAGAUGUUAGGAAGUGUAAUAAGGUGCCAUUCGAUGUUCGAUAUCGGAUGCAACAGAGUUUGAAGGAAAUUGAAGAAAGUAAGAAGCAAGCAAAAAAUGUAUGGGAAGAGAAUCCAUUUGGACAUUGUGAUGAAGAUGCACCAGACUUGCAAGAGAUUCCAAAUCCUUCUACGGCUCCACAAUCUCAAGUUAAAGGGAAAGGGUUAGAAAUUUCAGCAAAUAAAAAAAGGAAGGCAAGUGGGAUAGAAAAUUAUUUUGCCCCAAGAGCCACUCCUGGAGCUCAACCAUCAAUUAGAAGUGUCUUGGCAGGUAAAGAUGCCCUCCAUAAUGCUGAUUUGGCCAUUGCUAGGGAAUUGGUUGAAUUUGUGGGUUCUGAUAAUGUUGUGCAUUUAGUGACUGAUAAUGCAGCAAAUUAUAAAAAGGCUGGGAGAUUAUUAAAUGACAUUUAUCCUACAAUCUUUUGGUCUCCUUGUGCUGCACAUUGUUUGAAUUUAAUUUUGAGUGAUAUUGGGAAGUUGGAGGUUGUUAGUAAUCUUGCAAGUCGUGCAUCUUUGGUAUCCAAAUUUAUAUACAAUCAUCCUUCCUUGUUGGCUUGGCUUCGGAAAAGGGAAGGAUGGGCAGAAAUUAUACGUCCUGGGCCAACAUGUUUUGCUACAACAUUCAUUGCAUUGAAAAGCAUUCAUGAGCAUAGGCAUGAUUUACAAGCAUUGGUGACUAGUCUAGAAUUUAAAGAAUCUAGAUACUACAAAGAUCAUAAGGCAAAUGAUGUUGUGGCUGUUGUUUUAGAUAAAAAAUUUUGGAAUAAUUGUGAGCUUGUUGUGAAAAUUGUGGGGCCACUUAUUCGGUUGCUUAGAAUUGUGGAUGGUGACGAAAGGCCUUCACUUGGAUAUGUCUAUGAUGGCAUGUAUAGAGCUAGAAAGGCCAUCAAGACUAUACUAAUGAAUAGGAAGUCUCUGUAUAAGCCUUAUACAAGACUUAUCAAGGGAAGGUGGGAUAGGCAACUUCGUCAAAAUCUUCAUGCUGCUGCCUAUUACUUAAAUCUUGCUUUUUUCUAUGAUAAAGAGAGUUUCUCAACCAAAAAAGAGGUCAUGAACGGCUUUAUGGAUGUUGUGGAUGCAAAAGUGCCAUCUCGGAGGAAUGAUAACAAAAGGAAGACUUGCUUUGAUCCUAUUGAUUAUGAAAGCAUAGAGAAUGUUGAGGAAUGGGUCAUGGAAGAAGAUGAGUCUCCAAUUCUUGAUUAUGAUGAAUUGGAGAAUAUAAUCUAUAAUGAUAAAACAAUGCCAAUAUGUCAUAUAACUCAAAAAGAAGGUGGUACUCAUGAUAUUAAUGAAGAAGUGCAAGGUGGUGAAGAAGGAUCAUUCCAUAUUGGUAGUGCAAGUGGGGGAAUUGAUUUGGAAUCAAUUGGUGAAGAAAAUGAUGAUAGUUAUGAUAGUGAAAAUGAUUUUCAUUCACUCUCCAAGUUUGCCUCUGAUAGCUCUUUAAGUUCCAGAUCUGUUUUUGUCGAGAUCUUAGAUGAACCAAGCUCCAUGAAGCCUCGGGUGAUGGAGAUUAGCACAAACCCUGACACGCCGAACUGGACUAAUUCAAUCAUCUCCUUUUUGCAAGAUGGGAUAGCACCUGAGGAUAGGCAGGAGGCAAUGAAGUUGAGAAAGAAAGCAUCUCGAUAUACACUCGUUGAUGGGGUCCUAUAUAAGAGAUCUUUCUCACUUCCUCUUCUGCGGUGUUUGAAUCUCUAUGAAGCUGAAUAUGCACUUCGAGAGGUGCACGAAGGUGUCUGUGGAAGUCAUGUUGGUGCUAGGACUCUGGCUCACAAAGUCUUAAGGCAAGGAUAUUACUGGCCAAACAUGCAUAAAGAUGCCACUUACUUUGUUCAAAAAUGCCCGAAAUGUCAAUUCUUUACACAUCUGACUCACCAACCAGCAGAGGAGCUCACGAACUUGGUAGCACCAUGGUCAUUUGCUCAGUGGGGAAUGGAUCUUUUAGGCCCGUUCAUAAAAGGGGUCGGUGGUGUAACCCAUCUGAUAUGGGAUCCCGAAUCAGAUUGUGGCCGAUAAUGGAACUCAAUUCAAUUGCUCCUCAUUCCGAGAUUUCUGUUCCAGUUAUGGGAUCAAGUUACAAU
This is a messenger RNA of Rubroshorea leprosula, 5299 nucleotides long. The record is from the annotation of a GenBank genome assembly. Lineage: Eukaryota; Viridiplantae; Streptophyta; Magnoliopsida; Malvales; Dipterocarpaceae.